This is a messenger RNA of Nicotiana tabacum (common tobacco), 654 nucleotides long. The record is from RefSeq and is a predicted model, not a curated record. Lineage: Eukaryota; Viridiplantae; Streptophyta; Magnoliopsida; Solanales; Solanaceae.
AUGGAUUACUUGAGUAGAUUACUGAAAAGAUUGAAGAAUAAAUCCGAGCUCAAAUACCAUCCUAGGUGUAAGAAGCUACAAGAGGUGCAGCUAGGCUUUGCUGAUGAUUUAUUGUUGUUCUGUAGGGGGGACUUAAGCUCUGUUAAAUGCCUAUUUGCUUGCUUUCAGCAGUUCUCACAAGCCUCUGGCCUGGUUGCUAAUGUAAGCAAAAGUUCACUAUACUUUGGUGGGGUUAAUACAACAGAGCAACAACAGAUCAUUGAUCUAAUGGGAUUCUCAAAAGGUUACACUGAACAAGACAUGCAGGAAUUAGAAUCUUUCUCUAUCAAAGCAAUAUACAAGAAACUGCUAGGGGAACAUCCUAAGGUGGAGUGGAGAAGAUUAGUGUGCAACAACAAAGGAUCUCCAAGAUGGAUCUUCAACAUGAGAUUGACUGCGCAUGGUAGACUAUAUACUAAGGAUAGGCUAACCAAUUGGGGAAUGAUCGAGGACCAGACCUACCCACUAUGCGAUGAAGCACCAGAGACCACCAAUCACUUAUUCUUCCAGUGUUCAACAUCUGCAGCAAUAUGGAACAAAAUUCUCCGGUGGAAAGGUAUAGGAAGGCAAGCACAACCAUGGGAGGAGGAGCUUCAAUGGGCCAUAGUUCAUUAA